Messenger RNA from Aphanomyces invadans, 15104 nucleotides. RefSeq lists its product as hypothetical. NCBI's taxonomy places the organism in Eukaryota, Oomycota, Saprolegniomycetes, Saprolegniales, Verrucalvaceae. Gene Ontology annotation, molecular function: ATP binding; dynein intermediate chain binding; dynein light intermediate chain binding. Gene Ontology annotation, cellular component: dynein complex. Bases 30 to 12653 code for a protein of 4207 amino acids. Gene Ontology annotation, biological process: microtubule-based movement. The transcript has 16 exons. The record is from RefSeq and is a predicted model, not a curated record.
GUCAUCGGCGACGCUUCCACGCGCGAGCGAUGCCCACUGCUGGACGCAAGCGAGUACGCACGCUAUGCAACCCCCACAUUCUGGCACUGGCUCAGCAAGCCAACGAAAACCAAUCGUCCCACGAAUGCCCAAACUUGGUGAAUCGAAUCACAUCGUCACACCGUCGACCGCACAACGUCGACGUUCAUCGCAGACCUACCGUUCCUCUGGAGCUUGUCCCAUUGCCACAGGAUCCUCCCCAAACACUCGCGAUUGGCAUCGUUGACACCCCGGACAAGCUCCUCGCCUACUGCCUGCACAUCGUCGACACACACACGGCAGUGGACGACAGCGUCAUCCAGCUCAAAGAAAUCCGAACGGUGGCCGACGCCGUGUUCGCCCCGGCGCGGAAGCCCCUCACGAUCCACUACCUGCAAUACGACCCAUCGCCGCCAUGUCAAUUUACCAACGUGUAUUGGCUCCGUCGCGUCGCCGUCGAGUCGCUGGACUUGAGGCAGCCCUACUUCACCCUGACGUCGCACGCGCUGACCCAUGUCAUGGGCACGGACACCGAAGUGCAUGACGUCGCGACGUGGUUGACAGAGAAGGCCAUCUUUGAUCAAAUCGUGCACAUGCCGUGCAUUCAGCUCAUGCGGAAAAUGACAACGUUCCACACGUGGAAGCAAAACUCGAUUGGGAUGCGGUUUGCGCGAGCCAGAAAACACUUAAUGCACAAGCUCCUUUGGUGCAACCCUGUUGUCCUUCCACAUGUGCCUUCUCUUCGCCACAUGGCGCUGCAGAUGGCGCAGGUAGCAACCAGCUCCAUUGUCGACACGUCCAUUCCCGUUGCAUUCGACGACACCGCCGAGGUUAGCUACGAACUCCAGCUUUCCGACCUGCACGCGACCAUGAGCAACCUCGAAGCGCUCAUCUACACGGCGCUUGCGCCACUCUUGGCAUGCCACGGUCGGUAUGGAGCUGUCGCUGCGUGCACAGACGUCAUCCCGACGUUUAUCCGUGUGGUGGACUUGAUGGUGGUCGAAGCGCUGUUUGAAGCGGUCACGACCUCCAUGGACACACUUCUGCAUUCCAUGACAGGAGUCAUGCCGAGUCAAGGCCACAUCCACGUCGAUGCGGCGGCAGCGUCCUGUGAUGUGCACUCACAGGUCGACUCGUUGUUGGCUCGCCCGUUUGAGCACACAGGCAGCGUCGCGUACAAGCGACUGUUCCAAUUGCACAGCGCCCAACGCGCGCCAGACCCACUCUUUUUUGUCCGCAUUGCCAUCCACGACGCGACGACCUGCACGAUUUCGCCGCCGAAAGAAGCGUGGUUACGAAAGCUGCACGAUUCUUUGGCGCGCUACAUCGGCGCCAUCGACAGCGUCGGCCGCGUCAGCGCGAGGCCCCGCGUCCGCCAGUUUGUAGUCGACCAUUGCCGCCCGUAUUAUCGGCACUGUUUUGCGAACGACAUCCAUCCGCUCUCGGUGAUUGUGAACAAUCACACGCACGUGGCGACGGCCAUGACGCGGCUUCGGGCAGCCAUGGACAUUUACUUUGCCGAGAUCGAACACUUGGCAUCGACAUGCGUGCCGCUCAAAGCCAACUUUCGCCAGCUACAAGCGACCCAGAUCUCGACGGCGACGCUUCCGUUGUCCGUGGAUGCCAUCGCCGCGACCGCCGACAUUUGCCGUGCGAUGCAAAUGUUCAUUGCAUAUCGCCGUGAACUGACUGUCGUGGACAGCGUCCUCCAAGUUGGGUGCUUCCUCGUUGAUCGCAGCAACUUUGUCGGCAACAUGCUGCACGAGUGCAAGACGACAAUUACAGAGAUGUACAGCGCACUGCCCCGCCAUGUCCACCGGUUCAUGACGGCCGUGUUGGACGACCUGGAGCGGAAUGCCACCACCAUGGCGUCGAUCCCCGAGUCCGUGGACGAGUGCACAAGGUGGCUCGAGUGCUAUUGCUCACUCCAGCGAAAACUGUCGUCGAAUGUGCUGGUGGAGCCGCAGCUGAACGCGUUGAAGGGACUCAUUGACUCGAGCCAGGAACACUGCGACGUCCUCUCGGACGACCUGCGCGCCACUCUCAUCACAUCGUUCGAGUCUGGAAGCAAUGCGUGGCGGUUCAAGAGCAAAGCAUUGGCAGAAAACAUGAGCCGCAUUGAAGCGAACCAGCCGUUCUACCUGGACCUGUUUCAUCGCACAUACUCGUCACGGCGGGACGCCCUUGCACUCGAAUUUGCGUCGGCGUCGGCGAAGAUGGACCAAGCCAUGUCGGCUCUGCGCAUCUUUGAUUCGUUUCCGGCCGACGGGUUUGGCGGCCCCGAUGUUCAGCAACUCGUGUACGUCGUUCGCCAUUUCGUGGACCAAAGUGCCGUCCUGCUCAAGUUUGAAUCGCUCGUGGACGCAUUUCGAACGAGCUCUGCGAAAGUGGGGCUCCAGCAGCGUCGCCACUCAACCCGGCAAAUGUCCAUCGACCACAUAUACAAGGACCAUGAUCGCCUCCAUGCAGUCCUCUUCCUUCUUGGCAUUGUCCAAGCUUAUGUGCAGCUUCGAACUCGAGCGAUCGGCACGCCCCUUGCCGACCUCGACCUCCCAUCCCUUGCGACGAAGCUUGCAAGUUUGAAAAAGCAGUCCCAGCCGUAUUGCGCGAUGCUGGGCGGCACCGUGUACCCAUUGGUGGCGCAGUUUUACCCCAGCAUCCAGGUCAUGGACGAUGCGGUAGCAAUUGCCGUCACCAUGGUGCACUCCCAAUUCACGGACGCUCGAUGGGGUCGGCUCACAGCGCACUUGGACCGCCCAGGUGCAACUACAUGCACGUUGCAAGACCUCGAAACUGCUCUCAAGACGCCCGCGUCAACGCAAUUGCUAAUGGAACUCAACAGUGCUGUUCUGGCCGAAACACGCAUCCAGGACACGAUGAGCACUGUCAAACAAGUCGUGGUGGCGCUGACGUUUGAGUUUGAGAGCACCGCGAGCCACGACGACUUGCACGUAACCAACUGCCUGGCGCUCAUAGCGUCGUUGGAAGAUGCGCACAUGACGUUGUUGCCAGUUCGCCACGGCCAGAAUCCGUGGCUGCAUGACGUCGAGCGCCUUGAGACGCGCAUUUUGGACGCCAUCGCGCUGCUUAGCAAGAUCCACACCAUGGAAUCGCAGUGGUCAACACUCUCCACUGCCGCGGCCAUGCCCGAGGUGCAAGCGCAUGCCGACGACGCCAGUAUGUGGCUAGCCGUUGGGGCCAUGGAGUCCACAUGGCGUGAAUGCUUGUUGGCAGUGUAUCGGUGGGAAGACUCUGGCGAUCGCAAAGCGAAUGUCAUGGUGAAGCUUGAGACCGUGUUCCAAGCCGUCGACUUUCCAUCGUUUCUGGGGCUGUGCGACCGCAUUCGGGCAAUAGUCGACUCGUACCUGGCGUCCUUGCGGUCGUCGUUUGGGCGGCUGUAUUUUGUCUCGGACGCCGACAUGCUCCAAUUGUUUCGAAGGUCAUCAAUUCACGCGCCAACCAUGGCGAUCCAGCGGUGUUACCCUGGGGUGGGCACAGUGCAUGCAGCGACAACUCCGCCGGCAACUGCGGAACCGAAGACGUCCGCCGGUCAAAUCGCGGGCCUCAUGGAUGCAGAUUUCAUGACGUGGCUUCUCGGUGACCAUGCCGUGUCGUUCCUCCAUACAGUCGAAUUUCAAUGCACUCCAGACAAGCGUUCCCCGUGGACGCUGCCCCUGCAUCGCCCCGUUAAAGUCCUCGGGCCGCUCUCGUUCUGGCUUGGUCAGUUUGACAUGGUCUUGGCGCAUUCGCUGGCGGUCAAGGUUGCCCACUUGCACGCCACCAUCACCACGUACGACCCGACCGCAACAGCUCCAUCGAUGGCGAACCCAGUGGAUUGUAUGCUCACGUGGUCCGCGACGGUGCCCCCCCAAGUGGCACUGAGUUUGCUGCAUUUGCAAUUCUGUACCGUCGUGGAGAACGUCGUGGCGGCCUCUCCAAAACACAUCAGUUCGUCUCGAGCAUUGCUGGCAUCCACCGCUGCAGCCCAUCGAGUGUACUUUGCCAAACUGGUUGCGUCCAUGCGAGCGGCUAACGAGUGCCACGUCGCGGUUGAAGAUGCGAUUGUAUGGAUGUCGUACCAGGACAGCAUGAUGCGCCGCCUGACGAAAGUGGCGAAUUCUCGCGACUGGACGGAUGUUGUCCACGAGUGGCACAACUGCUUUCGCCUGGCUCAAGCGGCGCCACGGUCGUGCGAUUCAAAAGACAUGCCGACGAGGCAGGCCCGCAUGGGCCAUCUCGUUGUCCCGUGCGGACUUGAAGUCCAGCCCAAGAUGCCGUGGAUGGUCAUCUUACCCGAGACCCAGAGGUGCAUGUUUGCCCUCUUCCACGCCAUGCGCUUGAGUGUGUGUGCCAUGCCGUUUGGCGCCCCCAACACUGGCAAGCGCACCAUGGUUCAAGGCUUGGGGUAUCUCUUGAUGCGGUGCCAAUGGCAGCUCCACUGCACGAGCUCGACAACACGACCACAAUUAACUCGAUUCCUCGCUGGAAUCUCGGCCUUGCACGGUUGGGGAUGCAUGGACAACGCCUUCGAGCUGCCUGUGACGCUUCUGUGCAUGGUCAUGGCUGAAAUGGAGACUCUCCAACAUGCGAGGGCACUGCAAGUGUCAUCGGCAACAUUGGAUGGCCUCAUGACGUGCUCCAUCUUCUUGCCGUACCAAAGCACGACGCUGACUCAGCCCCAAGUCACGCGGUGGCUGGGGGAGCCCCUACGACCGGUCGCGAUCCCGCCCCCCGACCUAGCGUUAGCAUUGCGGGUUCUCUUGGCAGCCAAGGGGUUCAUGAACGAGGACGCAAUAUGUCGUGUGCACAACGUGCUCGCCACGCUCUUUGCGUCGGCUCCUCACAAAUCGUCGUUCUUUUCCAUGCGGUUGCUGCAGCUCAUUGCGUCGACGGCGUGCGCGAUUACAAAGCAGGUCAGCUACAUCAUCCAGAGCCCGAAGGACGGGAAAGGGAGGCACGUUCGCCAUGACGCGUCGCCGUUGAACUUGGCAAGGUACAAGGACGCGAACGUGUUUCGGUUCGCGUUGCUGCUCGUGUUGGAACCCCUCGGGAUAUUCGCCCGGCGACAACUCUAUGCGGUUGUCGAUCAGUUCGUCCCGACCACGGUAGAAUUGACGAUUGAAAAUCCGAUGGUUGCGGCGGCACUCCAAGUCGUCCUGGAACGGUCGCAUUGUGCCCCGAUCCCGUCGCUUGUUCAAAAAGGCGUCGAGCUGCACCACGUGCUCCAGGCGGCGACGCCCGCUGUGGUCGUAGGAAGUGCCGAGACUGCAAAAUCCACGUGCGUGAAAGCAGUCUUGAGAAGCAUGCAGCUGCUCGCGUCGUUGCUUCACGCAAGUUCGGACAAGGCUGCAGGGAACGACGCCCGACCGGCGAAGAUCCGCUUGACGGUCGUGCCAUUGGAUGAACUGAUCGAGCCAAGCACCGCACUGGCGAUCGUGUCGGACGCGUUCAAGGCCAAAGACCGCGUGGCUGCCAACUGCGUGUGCUUUGACGGGAUGAUGCCGUCCUCUGGCGCCGUGGUGGAUUACAUAACAUCCUUGUUCGCAUCGACGACCACCCAAUGGCUUCCCCAUGGCGAGUUUAUCCUUCGGGAACGAGGGAAUCCGAUGGUGGUGCUGGAAGUCGUGUCACUUGCGACUUUGUCGCCGGCCAUGCUAACCAACUGCACCGUGCUGUGCAUGGACCAAGUUGUUAUUACGUGGCAGCAUCUACUCGAUCGGUGGGUGCAACAGCAGCCGUCCAAGGACCACCCGACCAUCGCCCUCGUGCCGUUCGUUCGUGACACCAUCUCUCGGUGCGUGAUGGAGUUUGCACUGCCGUUCCAAGCCACGAUGCCCAAGUACCCCAUGACCCUCUUGAUGGCUAACAUCCUGCACCUCGUUGCAUCCAUUUACGACUCGCUUCAGCCGUCCGUCGCCGAGCCCUUCCUCGAGCAAUGCUUGUUUCUCGCAGUCAUGUGGGGCAUGGGGUCGUAUUUGUCGACCUCCAACCGGGAACGCCUCCAGUCGUUUGUCGUGCAAUCGGUUCACGAGAAGCGGCAGGCGUCGCCGUGGCCAAGCCUGGGCGCGCUCUUUCUCCUUUGUUUGGAACAUGCCUGCACGCUCUUUGACAUGGCCAUCGAUUUGGACGAGAACCGAAUUGCCAGCGCGUCAUCGCUCCACGACCGCCGCAGCUCGUUCUCGGCGAUGACGGCACUUGUUGCGUCCCCCCACAAUUCGAUCGUGGCGACCUCUCCCAUGCAGUUUGCGUCGGGACUGUACUCGAUGCUACGUUCAAGAGGCGUUUCGAUGAUCGUAUCCGGGCCGCGAGGCAGUGGAAAAUCCACGACUCUGCAACACUGGGCCAGUGUUGCAGCUGCCUCGCGGGAUGCGCCACAGGACUUCCUCAACUCUCCAUCGCUCUCCCAGCACGGAAUGCUCAAGCGGUGGAUGCUUCAGACGAAAGCGGGCCGCGAGGUCGCGUUCGUCGACGAUGUCGGCUUGGACGACCCGCGCGUGUUUCAGUUGUGUCGGAAUGCCAUCGGCAUUCAACGUCUGUUUGACGCCAGCAACGGCACGUGGGCCACUGUCCAUGCCACGAUCUACGGCAGCGUCGGCGAUUCGCAGCUGGAUCAACUCUCCAGCCACGAGCGCCUGCGUUUCCUUCGGCACUUUUACGUUGUCAAGCUUACGGAGCCGUCGCGGGACGACCUGGUCGCCAUCUACGCAGAGACGACUGAACGCAGCGUCGGUCGGCGUCUGCAUCCCGAGGAGCUGUGGAUUGUCCAGCGAACGAUCUCGACGCUUCAACAAGUGAAGCGGGACCUGCCACCGCGGCUCCUUCCGCAAUAUCACUUUGGCGACCACUUGAUCCAGCACAUCGUGGACGCGACGCUGUCGCCAGUAACGCAAUCCGACGCCCUGACCUGGACGUGGCUGGUGAAUAUGAAAACAUUUGUGUGGGAUGCGCUAGCCACGGACACGCACCGACAGCGCGUUCAGAGCGACAUCCAGGCGGCGGUCGGAACCAAAGACACUAUGACUGGUGUCGACUUUGAAAGCAUGGUCUGGCACGUGCCGUGGGUGUCGGCCAUCCUCAAAGCCAGGCAUUCCACGGCGACAAGCAGCAGCGGCAUGUACACUUGCGUUCGAGACCACAUCGUGGCCGAGCACCUUCGCCUGCAGUGCGUUCACGGAAAGGUCGACUUGGUCUGGGUCCGCGCGAUGAAUUCCUCUCUCGUCGGCUACUGGAUCAAGCUCAUGGAUGCCCUCCAGACCAACAAACAGGUCGUCGUCGUUGGUGGCGACCGGCAGUGCCACAACAACGUGGUCAAGCUCGUCGGCCAUUUGUCGCAUACCAAGUUCCUGUCUUGUCAUGAACUCACGGCUCCAGGUGGAGUGACGACGCUGCUCGAAACGCUGUGCGACCUCACUGGAGUCGUCAACGAGAGGGUGCUUUUCUCGAUCCACGGCGACACCCUGGCCAAGUGGCCGACUCUUUGGUCGUUUGUACUCGACUUCUUCCGUGGCCAUGCGACAGCUGCCUCGCAAGCGUUUGUGGUCAAGCACACCAAGUUUGUUCCCCCGACCACGGGCACUGGGAAUGGCCACGUCGUGCAGGACAUUAUGCGACGAAUGCGGUCGAAUCUGUGCUGCGUGAUCCAUUUCUGUCCGGACACUGCCAUGCCCACGUUGCCGACGGAGGCGGACCGUCUUGAUGCGCUGCUUGCCCACCGGUCGAUUCCGACCACGGUCCUCACUGUGCCGUCCUUUACAGACACCCACCCCGUCGAAACGGCGCUCGGGUUUGUGCGGCACUUGGCCGACCAGCACAAGGAACUCGGACUGUCCGAGAUCGAGUGCAACAACAUUGCACACACGUGUGUCGACCUGUACACCGCCGUGUGCGAUCACUGUAUCGCAUCGGCACAGUCCUGUCCAUCCAUUUUCAAUCUCCUUCACUCGUUCAAACACGUCUUGGAGCUGCGUGUGUCGAUCACGUUCGGCACGGUGGACCACAUCGACAACGUGGCCAAGGCGGUCGACCUUCUCGAAGACGUCCGUGCGUCGUUCAGCUCGGCCCAAAAGCGAGGACUCCAUUGGGAUGCAGCGUACGACGGUUGCCGCGUGCGUCAGGCGGCGCUGAAAAAGGUCUCGUUCACAAUCGAGACGAAAGUUGCGACCAACGCCAAGUUGACGAUUGAGCUGGAACAGAGGAAGCUACCCCUGCUGCAACAGCAACUCGACGACGUGGUCGCUGCAGUUGACCACGUUGAGCGGCAGCUUCGCAUCGAUAGAAAAGCGCUGGACCAUGUCGAAGUCGGCACCAUGACCGCAGCUGACAAACAGCACAUGCUUGGAGAAUGGAGAGCGUUCCAGCCACUCGUGCGCAUGACGACGGCGCUGUGCCUGGCAUUUCGCGUUCCUGAAGUGUCGAUGGAAGCGGCGUGCGACCUCAUGGACGACCCGGCGUUUGCAUCCAAGCUCAUUCACUUGGACCUGCCUGCAAGUGUUGCCACCGGGCCAUUCCAGCAAGCACUUGCGUUCGCUUUGGCCGACGUGGCUGUCCUGCAUACGAAACAGCCCAUGUUUGCAUCGGUCGUACGAUGGCUCAACCACAAAGCCAUGGCAGCGACUGCGGUCCAGACGCUGGCAGGGCUCCGCACCCAACAAACAGAACUCGUUGAGGAGGUGGCGUUGCGACGAGCGAAUUUGGACCAGCUGCGGGCAGAGGCUCUCGAGUUGAGUACGCACGUCGACACGAUUCGCAUGCGACGCGAAGAGCUCAGCAUGGAAGCGACGGAGGCGAAAACAAACUGCAAUGCGGCCAAGAACGAAGUCAGUCGGUUGUUUCCGCUGCAAUCGUUUGUCGAGUAUUACUUGACGUGGCUGCGUUCCAAGUACUGGGUGCACUCGACGUCGUCGUUGGCGAAUCUCCUUUACCUGGCCAGCGUCGUGGCGUAUGCUGGAUCGAUCCCGUCAUCGUCACGGCCCGACUGGAUGGCGACGCUAGUGUCGACCUUGGCAAGACAUGGCUUUGCUUUGCCGUUGGACACUGCCUUGAUUGCCGACAGUACUGCGUCCCUCGUGUCGAUUUUGGAGGGGGACGUGUGCUUUGCCAGUCGCGACAACUCGAUGAUGCGGGAGAAUCUGUUGCUGGCAGAUUGGUCGUGCCAGACGCCGCUCUUUGUGGACCCGUACGGAAUGGCCGAAGCGGCGCUCGUGCAUUUCUUCACCCGCAUGCAUGUUGCGCUGCCUGGCACACACCACACGGUUCUGUCGUGCUUGGAUCCGAAUCUGCUGGACAGCCUCAACCACGCCCUCCUCGACAACGCCAUCGUCGUGCUGCAUCAUUUCUCAAUGGACAAGUUCGACGUUGUGCGGCCGUUCCUCCAUCACCGUCGGACCCCUCUGACCCACUUGCUGCUAUUGAAGGAAGCAAACCGAACUUGGCAUCGCCACUGCAGCUCGGUCAAGUCGUUGGCGCUGCCGACGACUCAUGCACCUUUACGCCACUUGAAUGGCUCGUUUCAAAUCUUCCUUGUGGCGGGCGAACAGGUAGAGCUGACUCGGCAGGAGAGUUCGAUGCUGAAUGUUCUCGACUGUACGUCGGUCGAUCUCCUGCCAGCCUUGCAAGAGCACCUAGAGUCCCUCGUGGGGCUGCGACCUUGUGGAAACCUCCAGACGUCCGUGACGGAAUUGACCAACCUUCAAACCUUUGUCGACAUGCACGCGCUGUUGGUGAGUUUGUUGGUUGAGCUACAACGCGUCCCGACGCGAGAACAUUUGAUUCAUGCAAUUCUCAAGUACGACCAGCAACGCCGAGCGGUCGAUGCCAAGCUGGUCGACGGCAGUCCGUCGUCACCAAGGCCUCCCAAUGCACAAUCCAGUGAAGAUGGCGUGAGCUACUUGGCCACUGCGGCGACUUCCAUAGCCGAGAUGAUGCACGCAGUGCACCACCUUGGUUCCGUCGCGAAGCACUGCAUGCAUUCUGUGUCCCGCAUUUGCAAACUCAUGACUGCCAUCGCCCAUGAAGGCAGCGGUGCAGUCGAGACGUCCGUCGGCCGCGUCGCACACAUCGUUGAGCAGUUGCACGUUGCCGUGAGGUCAAGCCUUCCGCAGCACUGCCGGCGCCUCUUUGACUGCUUGAUCGCUGUUCAGCGCACCCCGAAUGCACCGCCGUUGACUCGUGUGAUAGAUUACUUGGCCAGCACGGGAUGGAAUGCAAGGCGACAACCGGCAACAAACCGUCGGCUUCAACGAAGCCGGCCAUCGUUGCAACGUGCCGGUCAUAGUCAAUUGCAUCGCCUACGGCGCAUCCAAAGCACCGACACCAAUUUGUCCGACGCCACCAAUGUUUUUUCCAACGACAGCGACGACGCAAGACCUGUCAACAUUCCACAUCGCCAGUCGAUGGCGCGUUGGAACUCCGUCGACAUGUUUGCUCACUUGAAUGCCCUCGAAGCGCUGGCUCCCGAAUGCGACGGCAUAUCGACGCACAUUCGUUGCAAUCCAUCCGCGUGGCAAUCGAGUGUGGCGCAAGCUCUCCAUGCAUCGCCACCGCAUUUUGUACUGCCGCUCACGUGGUCGACACCCCUGUCGUCGUUGCACAUCAUGCUCGUCAUGCGAUGCAUUUGUCCUGAACUCUUGACAGUCCACAUGGACUUGUUCAUUCAGGACGUGUUGUCCCUGGAAUGGAAGCCCCGGACGCCACGACACCCUGUCCUUAGCACUCUUGUGCUUGUCGUUGCCGAUAGCGAGAGCGACUUGGCAACGUGCCCUCCGUUGGGUAGCAAAGCCCGUCUGAGCUUUCGUUCCCGAUACAUGUUUGACCCGACGUCUCCAAUGUCCUUUACGGGUGCGCUGGACACGGCUCUGGCCAAGGGAGGGACGGUGGUCGUGGAAUUGGUGCGAGCCGAGGACUUUGCCGAGUUUUACCAUAUCUUUUGCCGAGCAAGCAAAGUGCACAUUGCAACGAAGACGUUGUUUGGAACCCACCGCGUGGUCAUCGUGUGCACGUCAAACGUGAUGCGAUCGUUGCCGCUGGGGUUUGUUCAAACGACUCAAGUGAUUUCGCUGCCAUUCGACACCCACACGAUGGUUUCUCAUGACCAAGAGCAGGAAUGUCGCAUGCACGUUGACAGCACCAUGGCUCGCCUCAGCCGUGGCUUGCGCGAUGUCCAGCUGGAACUGGCCGCGUGGAACGUGUGGCAUGCUGUCGGGUGGCACCAGUUUGUAGCUCGCCCGAGCCAUGUCAGUGACAUGGCUGUCACGUUGAGUCACAUUGGCGAGAUGAAUUUAGGAGCGGGCAGCGAAUCGGCCAGAGCGGCGGCGCUGGCCAAGCGGGUUGUGACGGCUGUCCAAGAUGGUGUGUUGGGUUCUGCUAUGAUCCACGACCACGAUCGACAUUUUCUGCUGCGUCAAUUUGUCGCCAAGUGGGUCGCCGCGUCGAAUUCCGACCAUCGCCGGGGCUCGAUCGAUCAUCCCGGUGACGAAAUUGGAGGCAGGGAUUCAUGUACCGACAACGCGUUGGGGGUUGGAGUUGCCCCCAGGAUGGCAACGUUCGUGCGCAACGUGGUCGCGCAGACCGAAUCGGCUGCUGUCCUUCGAUUGUGCCAGGGCCUCCGCCAUGUCCAAGUUGACACUCCCCACGAACAUGCCGUCGCAGUCUGCCGCCGCAUCUUCCGGGAGUUUCUUCAUUUGCAUUUCGCUCACACUGGACCCAGCAUCGGACACGCCGACCAGGACACCGAUGACAAUGACGUGACUGCGUCGGGGACCAUGCUCGUGACGGUGGCAGCAUUAAAGUUUCGACGGGCUAUCAAGAAGCUUCACGCCGUCACCAACGAGUCGAGUGUUGUCCACGGGCUGCUCCUGGACGAUCUCGCUCAAUGGAAUGAUUUGUGGCUGCACUGCUUGGAUCGACUCGACCAUUCUGGAGCGUUGAUGGAGGAGACCAAGCUUUUGCACUUGUACCAUCUUCCUCCACAUUGGGUGGGACUUCCUGAGGCGGCGGCACCGCUUCCACUGGCUUCGCUCGCGACACACAUGUCCCGAACGAGUGAUUUCUUUGGCGCGCUCAAAGAUCGCCUGCCCUCCGUGAUCCCUUUGGGUUGCCUCCACCGCCCCGACCGCUUCCUCACUGCGCUCAACCUUCAUAACGCUAGCGCGCUGAAGUGCACCGUCAACCAGAUGCAUCUGGAACUGGUGCACACGACCCAGCCGCCUCGAGUGGCUUCGACGGACAAAUCUGGCGUUCUUUUCGAUGACGUCGAUGGCACGCCCAUUGUUCGCUCCGUUGUGGUGUCGGGCUUGUGGCUCUUCGAUGGGCACGACAACCGCCCGUUGAUGGAUCAACUCCCGCCCCUCGAACUCCACUUGUUAGCUUCACCCCCACCGCUUGACGCACCCUCCACUGGCCUGUGCUCUGUCCAAUUGGCAUGGUAUCGUCUCUGGAGCCUGGAUCACGUCGGUGUGUGGCCAUUUGGCGACUCCCGCGUGUUUCAUUGUCUUGCGCCCAAGCUCUGGUACACGUCUGCUCACCGUCUGCCACGUCCCGAGAGUGCUAUGAUACUGUGCCCGUCUCUCGAUGGCGUGCCGAACGCAGUCGAGCUCCUCCAACGUCCGUCGACAGCAAAGCCAGUCGCCCCACACUAGGCGACGAUUGCAAGCUAAACAAAGACACAGACAACAAUUGGUAGAGUUCAAAAUGAGGCGGAAAAUUUCUUAGCUCGACCAAAGCGACGUCGGACAAGCCGUAGCUCGUGGCGACAAAAAGGCCGCUAGGAUUCGGCAGCGAUAGCGUCGGUCUCCUCCAGCAACGCCGCAUAUCGCUUUUGCAACUCGACUUCGCGCAGCUGCAGUAGAUCCACUUCUCGACCGAGCGAUUCCAAUCGCCGAGGCAGCGCCAAUUGCUCGACGAGUCGCAGUUGAUUAAACGCAUGCAGUUCGCGCGACUUGACGAGCCAUGCUUGAUGCGUCGUCUCCAGCGACGUACCAUAUCCAGCACACACGUUUUCGUAUCCGCCAUGCAAAAGGCCCGCCUUUUGUUCGAGUUUGUCUGCCUUCUUUACCAACUUCGCCUCCACUUCCUUGAGCGCAGCAAAUUCCUUGCUCAGGAGUUGGAUGCGCAGAUCGACUGAGAUGUCGUCCCAAUGGACCAAUUGGCCAGGUGCAAGCUCUUUGAUAUUUUUCUGUGCUGCUUGCCACGUCGAGUUCACGUCCAGGACACCGGCGCCGUGCAACUUUGCGUCCAGCGCCACGAGGUUGCGUGCCAACUGCAGCUCGUCGUUUGUGAAAACGUCGGACGACGGCGCAUUUGCUUGGCCUCGCUUGCGUUUUUUCUUCGAGCCGUCGCCGACAUCAGCCGCCAAGAGCGCUGCCAAUUCGUCUUGGAUAGCAGGGUCGUCAUUCAAGACUAACGACGUUGUAGAGGUUGGUUUGGGGAGCUGCUUUUGAAACACUGUUGAUCGGCGCAGGAGAGCUUUGUCGGCUUCGGCAGCCGCUUCGCGCGCCAACCGUGCAUCACGCUCCCCUGCGUCCUCCACACGACCGGAAUCUUCGUCAGCUGUCGGUGCGUCCACGGCUGGCAAGCUGAUUUCGUACUCUAGCUGAGCCUCCGGCAACGACGCAAAUCCACUUUGCAAUGCUGCGGUCUUUGCUCGAUGGCGUGCUUUCUCCGCGCGCUUCGACAUGUCCGUGAUCUCGUCACCAACGUCAGGAUUUAUGCCAAGCAUGUCCCGCAUGGGUGUCCGCAAUGACGAGCUGGGCGUGCGGAGGACGGACGACGGCCCUGGGGUGCGGCUUGGAGUAAUCCCUCCAUAUCCUGUUCCUUGCUGCAAGUCCACAUUAUCCCCACCUAGAAGGGGGGUCGCCGCUCGCGUCAUGGCCGCAAGGUUUGCCGCUUCCUGCAUGAUGGUCUCCCGGACAGACAUUUGGGGAGUUUGCGAAGCCUGGCCGGCAUGCGCGGGGGUUGCGGCUGGUCCACCGGGCGUGGCCAACGGAUUGUACACGGUCACGAGGGCAGUCGACUGCUGAGAUGUUGAAUGCUCCAGCGCAAGCAUUUGGGCCUGCGCAACGUCGGAAGCGCCUUGCUUCGCCAGCAGCCCCAAUUCGUCGUUUGUCACCAUGGGAGCUGGUAAGUCGAGUGCUUUCCGCUUGAUGAACGAGCUCGGGUCAUUCAGCUUGUUAAUUGCUGCAAUUUGUUGUGGUAAUGCUGACGACAGCAGCUUCUUCUGACGUUUUGCAUCCUCGCGGCGCGCCCGCUUUUCCUCCGCGUCGCGAUGGACGCCUUCAAGCUGGUUUAGGUACAGCGCGGUCUGCUUCGGGUCCAACGCAACGGCACUGCUUCGCUCCGCGCUUGUAUCGUAGAACCCCGCUGGCACCUUUUUCUCGAACGGAAUCUCUUUGACGUAGUCGAUAAACUUGCGCUUCUUACGGAGAUUCCCCAGUUGCUUGGAUUUGUCAGGGGUGAUGCCUGCAGCUUUGAGUUCGCGACGCUUUUGAAGACUAGCCAGUCGCUUGGCCUCUUGAAGCUGCUUUUCACGGGCCUUUCGCUUGGCCUUCUUGCCCUUUGUGUUGGCAAGACGAGCCCGGGCUUCGGACAGCAUUUCUUUCUCAUCUUCAUCCAUGUCGACGGGAUCAGGGCGCGCGGGUUUGUUUUCUGGGUUUGGGUCGAUCUCGCCUGGUCGUAGACGGCGAGGAUCAUCGGUCGCAGUGUCGUCGCCGUCCGCGCCUUUUUGAGCUUGGUCAAGUAACUUCUCGUAGUGUUCCAUGCAUUGGGCGGCCGUGCGGCCGACAAUCGGAGCAAUCGUCCGCCAUUGAGAUGGCAUCAACUUGGCCAGGUGCAGAAGCUUCUCCUCUUCUUCGCGGCUCCAUUCGGUCUUCUUGAUACUCGGGUCCAACCACUCGUACCAACGCGCCUUGCAUUGCUUGGCCGACUUGCGCGCGAGGAGGGAAGCGACACGUGCCCACUGGUUCUUGCCGUACUUCAUGACGGCAGCCUUGAGGAUCUCAUCCUCUGUGUUCUUCCACACCCCACCCUUGAUCAAGAUCCGCAUGGUCGUUGGGUUUCCUCGUUUCUUCCGUUCACUGGCCGCUCAGGACCGC